This is a messenger RNA of Fukomys damarensis (Damara mole-rat), 2540 nucleotides long. RefSeq lists its product as uncharacterized. Lineage: Eukaryota; Metazoa; Chordata; Mammalia; Rodentia; Bathyergidae. The transcript has 8 exons. The record is from RefSeq and is a predicted model, not a curated record. The coding region runs from base 312 to 794 and encodes 160 amino acids.
ACCUCGCCCUCCGGCUCCGCCCAGAGCACCACUGCGACACGGAGGACGAGGAAGAAACAGAGUCCCUGGACUCCAGUGUUGAGCUAUGUGAAAAGGAAGUGAAUGAGUUGCUGUCAUAUUCAGUGGAGGACCUGCCCUUCCCCCAUUCUGGGUGUCCUGACCCACCUUACCAACAGCAGCAUCGCAUCUUCCCUGCAGAGGAGCGUGAAGCGAGUUCUGCGCCGGAUGGAACCAAACCUGAAGGCAUCCUGAAACCUCAGGAGGAGCAGGCAGCCGAGCUGUCCAGGUCUGCAGUGGAACUGGGGAACCAGAUGUUGACACACAUAGGGAACACUUGCUGCAGUUGGAAGGUUAUCAUCUUCUCCCUCCGUCGCAGAAUCAGGGACCUGCUGUCUCGGGAUGGCCCUGGGAGUCGUGAGGGGCAGAGCCACCGAGACCACGCUGAGGGGCACAAGCUGGCCGAGCCCCUCGCCCUCCAGCCCCGCCCAGAACCGGGCUCCAGGAGAACAGCAGCCUCGCCCAGCAUCCUCACAGGAAGGAGAGGUGGCAGCGGGAGGCGUGUGCGAUUCCUCACAGCCUCGGCUGAGGAGCUGAAUUUGGAUGCUUCCCUUGGAUUGAAGACCCCUCCCAAGGCAGAGGGUGAUGCUCUUCAGGACUCAGAUGAUGCCACCUGUGGGAUUCGGGCCCAUGGCCUUCCUGAUGCAGCCGCUGUCCUGAGACGGACAGUGAUGGAAGGGAAACCCCGGUUCCGCCAGUGGAAAAUGGCCUGCAGGUUCCCAGGCGCUCAGGCUUAGGGCACAGAGGUCCCACAUACUGCUGGAGCCAGGGAAGGUACUGCUGACUUAAGAAGAUCAAUCACCAAGAGGACCUUCUGCAUGUUAUACUGAUAUCUACAACAACGUACCAGCUGCAUCGCCAUCAGCACAGAGGAGCAAUGCUUUGUGAGAGCUGAAUUCUCAACCAGGGACUGCACUUGAGUUUUAUUCCAAAGGCCAGGUUUUGUUUUUCAAAGUCACAGUUCCUCCAACUCCAGAUGUGACAAAUACUCCAGAAGCCAGGGGCCUUGAUCCAGUUUCUCCAAAUUUCAAUUUUAAUCCUGUUAGGUUAACAAGAAUUACUAGAAUGAUAUUGUCUCAAAUAUCCACUUGAAAAUUCUAUUUUAUAGUCUUUUAAUUUUAUCAUUUUGGGGGAUAAGGAUCAAAGUUAAUAUGUUUAUUUCCUAGUUGUACUACUCUAAACUCCAGGUGAUUUUAGGCAGAUUUUACCGUAUCUAGCAGAAUGUAUUUCUCGUAAUUUUUUGUCCCUAUUGUUUAUGUAUUUUGUUUGGUACUUUGGAAGUUUUAUAUAGUUAUGUUUCAUAUUACCCUAAGCCUAUAUUUAAAACUUUAGUCACCUUUAUUUGAAAAAUCCCAUAUUAGUUGUAUUGUAAAUGUUAGGCUAUGUUUACCAUAUAUACUAGGUUGUGUUCCUUACAGUUCUUUCUCCAUGCUGUAUGUGAGUGUUUUAGAAUUCAGGAUGGAUUGAAGGGCAUGUGAUUCACAUCACCCUAAGAACAUUCUAGACCUCUGUAGUCUUCUUCAUUUGACAGGUCUCUCAUGGUUACUUUCUCAUUUCUACAUGAUGUCUCCCAACUUGAAGUAACAUCGUAACAGCACUUGUUUUCUUUACUUUUACUCAGUUACCUGCUAUUUAUAGUGUUAUUUCCACCCAGCCAUACAUAGCCCAGUUACACACCAUUUCUCCUACCUGUCUACACUGUGAUUUUUCUUUGACAUCCAAAUGUAAUGUAUCACUGCUCACCCCUUCUUCAACAUCGAGCGUCCUCUGUUCUCCUACCUGGUUGGAAUUCUCCUGUAACCACUGUCACGAUGGAAUCGGGUGGCUGUGGGUUUUACAUGAAUGUUGUUCUCUGUCCACUGCCUCAACACAUAGGAGUGUGAAGGACAUGAGUGAGGUCUAACAGUGAUUUUUCUUGACUGUUUAGAAAAUAGGUGUGUUUUCUGCGCUUCAUUUUCCUACAAAGUACAGAUUCCUACCAGUUGUUAAUAUUUAAUUGUAAGUCAGUAUCUGAGCUUCCUAUUUGUUGUUUGUUUGUUUCUUUAAAACAGUAUUCACAUAAAAUCUGCAAACUGAAAUCAGGUGGUGAUGUCUGCUGUAAUACUCAUCUCCUCCCCAUUUUCUUUUCUUCUGUCUCGCUGUGUCCCUUGUCAUUUCCUUGUUUCUCGUGCUUGUUUUAAAACUUGACCAUUCGCAUACGUCCCUAUCAGCCAGGGAGGAGCAGGCCCCCACCGACACUUUGCUCAUUCCUCUCCUUAGCUAAAUGACCAGCUUCAUCACUAGCACAAGCUCCCUUUUACACAACACUGGAGGAGGUGUAGAUGAGAUCUCGGUGUUUCCGUCAAGGUUGCCUUUCCUGCAGUUUUCAGUGACCUCCUCAUCUCCACGGGCAGUCUCCAGAACCACCGUUCACCUACGCCUUUCCAGCAGCCCCUGAAAUCCUCGUCCCUCCUCUCCCCGACCCUGUUGCACAGCUGCCUCCA